GAAAAUAAGAAAAUUAUUCAGUUUUAUUGAGAUGUAAUCGGAUUGAUAAUCAUUUAUUUUGCAAUAACAAGACUAUUACGUCCAAAGAGUAGAGAUAAAUAUAAAUUCAUUCAAUUCAUUGGAUACAAAAUGAUCAAAUCUUCACUUCAGCCAAAAUGAAACUCAUAACUUCGUAUAUUUGUGACAAGAGAUAUUGCCUAUUUAAAACCUUGCUGGCAUAUUUGACAUUUUUUUGUUUGGGGUCAGCUUUGAAUCUUCUUGGUUCCAGUUUACUUGAUUUACAAAUACGUUUUGGUGUCGAUUUUGCCACAGUUUCAUAUUUGAUUCCCUUUCGUAGCGCUGGUCACAUACUUGGUUCAACUUCUUCUGGAUUUUUUGACCAGAGGUACGAUCGAUCUCUCGUCCUUUCCGUUUGCAAUUUGAUUUCUGGUAUCUUUCUUGGUGCUGCUCCAAACUUCUUCCGAUUUGAAUAUGCUGCCUGUUGUCUAUUCAUUGCUGGUAUGGCUCAGGGUAUCAUUGACGUCCUCUGUAAUACAUUGAUUGCCGACACAUGGAAGGAUAAAUGUACAAAUUGGCUACAAGCGUUACACAUGUCGUUGGGAAUCGGUUCACUAUUUACUCCAGUCAUAUGUCGACCGUUCUUAAUACCAGAGGAAGGAGAAACAAGUGUUCAAAGUGCCUUAAAUGAAACUCUUGAAAGCCCCAUAAUUGAAUUGAUUGGUAUCAAACCAACUGCAAGUGAUGUGAAAGCACAAUAUGCUUUCGUGAUUAUUGGUGCAAUUUCAGUUAUAAUUUCAUUACCAUUCGCAUUUAUAUAUUUGAAGGAGAGAAGCAAUCAAAGCAAAAACACAAACAUUGUACAAAAAAGUUCAGAAACUGGAAAAGGAUGGUCUCCGUUGAAAGCUAAUGUAGGAAUAUUUCUAGUAGUGCUAAUCAGUCAUCUUUUAUACAGUUUAGAAGCAGUUAUUGGUUCCCUUGGAGCUUCAUUUUCAGUCAAAUCCGAUCUUCACACGGACAAAAAGACUGGCGUUUUAGUUGCAACCGUUUUCUGGACCUGCUUCUCCUUUUAUCGAUUAAUCUUCAUUCCAUUAACAUUUGUCGUAUCCGAAGUGAAAUUACUUUUAGUAAAUAUAUUGUUCAUGUUUCUCGGAGUUGUUAUUUGUGUUCUUUGGGCAAACACAAAUCAAAUGGGCAUUUGGAUUGCUUUCAUCUUCUUAGGAAUGGGUUUAUCUCCAAUAUUUUCAGCUGCAUAUGGAAUGCUAGCAAAACACAUUACAAUCACUGGGAAAAUCGCCACUCUUAUCAUCAUUCCUGGAGUUUUCGGCGAAUCAGCUCAUCCAGCACUUGCAGCGACUUUAAUGGCCAAAAAUCCAAUUUCAUUUCUUUAUUAUGUUGGGCUACUUGGCAUUAUUCUUGUCGCAACAUUUAGUCUUCUCAUUAUUUAUUGUAAAUUAGUUUUUAAAACACCUAAUACUUUACAUCGUAACAUCGAUAUAAGAUUAUCAACUCUUAGCAUAAGUCGUCAUUAAAACUGCCAUCUUAUUUAUUAA
Messenger RNA from Tetranychus urticae (two-spotted spider mite), 1550 nucleotides. RefSeq names its product solute carrier family 60 member 1. Lineage: Eukaryota; Metazoa; Arthropoda; Arachnida; Trombidiformes; Tetranychidae. The record is from RefSeq and is a predicted model, not a curated record. Gene Ontology annotation, molecular function: D-glucose transmembrane transporter activity. Gene Ontology annotation, biological process: transmembrane transport.